AUGGCUCGAGGACAUCAGAAGAUUCAAUCACAGCAGAAAAAUGCCAAGAAACAAGCAGAACAGAAGAAGAAACAAGGACACGAUCAGAAAGCCGCAGCUAAAGCAGCUCUAGUAUACACCUGUUCUGUUUGUCGGACACAAAUGCCAGAUCCCAAAACCUUCAAACAACACUUUGAGAGCAAACAUCCAAAGGUGCCACUGCCUCCAGAGCUGGUUGGAGUCGAGGCAUAG
Messenger RNA from Staurois parvus, 231 nucleotides. NCBI's taxonomy places the organism in Eukaryota, Metazoa, Chordata, Amphibia, Anura, Ranidae. The record is from the annotation of a GenBank genome assembly.